Cephus cinctus (wheat stem sawfly) is the source of this 1053-nucleotide messenger RNA. RefSeq names its product pre-mRNA-splicing factor SPF27 (gene BCAS2). Bases 145 to 915 code for a protein of 256 amino acids. Gene Ontology annotation, cellular component: Prp19 complex; precatalytic spliceosome; catalytic step 2 spliceosome. NCBI's taxonomy places the organism in Eukaryota, Metazoa, Arthropoda, Insecta, Hymenoptera, Cephidae. The transcript has 3 exons. The record is from RefSeq and is a predicted model, not a curated record. Gene Ontology annotation, biological process: mRNA processing.
GUCAUCUCACAAAUAUUGCUCGUAUGAUAAAUUUGUCAUGUUUCCUGUUGCUGAUGGCGCCACGACUGCCUGAUAAUAGAAACAUGUUAAAACGCUUUUAGUCUACAUUUAUAUUAUCUGCAUUUGACGUUUUUCAAUUUCAAUAUGAGAACCGAGGAGAAUUUGAAAGCCUUGAUGGGAGGAGAAGUUAUCGUAGAUGCUUUACCGUACAUCGACCAAGGCUACGAUGAGCCCGGUGUCAGGGAAGCGGCUUUGGCAAUGGUCGAGGAAGAAACUCGACGAUACAGGCCAACAAAAAAUUAUUUAGAACAUUUACCAGCACUCAACAUAAAUGCUUUUGAAACUGAAGUAAUGAAACAUGAAUUUGAAAGAAUGCAAAAUCGUUUACCCAUGGAGGUUCUUACUAUGAAACGUUAUGAAUUACCACCACCUCCACCUGGAAAAAUGAACGAUUUAACAGCAUGGAAUGAGAGUGUUGAAAAUAGUAGUGCGCAGUUGGAGCAUCAAGCCACAAGAAUCUGCAAUUUGGAGCUAAUGAUGGAAUAUGGCUGUGAAGCAUGGAAGUCAUACCUUGAAAUAUUAGUUCAACUAUUGGCAGCAGCACAAAAGCAGCUACAGGGAUUGAGAAAACAAAUUCAAGAAGUUAAUUGGCAAAGGAAAUCAAUGCAAACACAGGGUGGAGAAAAGUUAAGAGCAUUGGAGGCACAGUGGGUAGGAUUGGUGUCAAAGAACUAUGAAAUAGAGCAAGCGUGUGUACAUUUGGAAGAAGAAAUUCAAAAGUCAAGCUUGUCCGAGGGCAAAGGAGUAGAGGUUAAUGAUGUACCAGAAGAGGAUCAGGAACCUGCUGUUCCAGGGAGCAAUGCGACUGAAGCUAUGAGCAUAGAAAUUACUCACCAAGAAGAACAGCAAGCAUAAGCAUUUAAAUAUUUAUUAUUAAUAUAUUAACUAUAUGAAGGACUGAUUGAAUAUGUAAGUUUUAUAAAAAAUAAUCGCAGACCAGAGUUGUCUCAGGCCAUCGAAAUGCUAUAAUCAAUAAAGCGCAAUUUAUUUAAA